This is a messenger RNA of Aplosporella prunicola CBS 121167, 1416 nucleotides long. RefSeq lists its product as uncharacterized. The transcript is spliced from 4 exons. Lineage: Eukaryota; Fungi; Ascomycota; Dothideomycetes; Botryosphaeriales; Aplosporellaceae. The record is from RefSeq and is a predicted model, not a curated record. Bases 1 to 1416 code for a protein of 471 amino acids.
AUGUCUACUGGCGCGAUCAGCAACCCUCCCGCCGCAGCUCCAGCCGAGUCGAAGAGCGCGCGCAAGAAGAAGGCCAAGGCUGACGCCGCUGCUGCAGCUGCAGCUGCUGCUUCCCCAUCCACUCCUACCGCUGAGCCUCAGACCCCUCUUGAUGGUCCCGCGAAUGGAUCUGAGGACUCCGAGAAUGCAUUCAUCAGAGAGUGUCAGAAGUCUCUCCGUAAUGUGAACAAGAAGCUUAACGCUAUGGAGAAGCUCAACAACGUGGUCAAGGAGAACCCUGGUAUCUCCCUUGAUGACCUUGUCGCAUCUCGCAAGAUCAACAACGACCAGAAGAACCAGGCUCUCAAGAAGCCGGAGCUUGAGAAGCAGAAGCAACAGCUGGAGGAGCAACUCGCACAGUACAAGAAGUUCAGUGAGGACUUCCAGCAGAAGUUCGCCCGCGAGAAGGAGCAGAUCGAGGCCGGACACACCGAGAAGCUCAAGGAGCUGGAGCAGACAAUCAGGGCGGACGAAGAAGCUAAGGCUCAGAAGAUUCAGAAGCAGCGUCUGCUGACCUUCUCCCGCUUCCUGAGGGCUGCGGCCGCCAGGCGUCAGCAAGAGGAGGAGGCUGAAUCCGAGCUGUCCAAGGCUUUUGAGGGUGCGCUGUUGCUGGUGUAUGGUGGUGAUGCCAACGCUGUCAACGCCGCUGAGAAGCUGAUCGAUGGUUCCGACGAAAAGGUGUUCUCUACCGAGGGUGUCCAGCUGGAGGUGACCUAUGCCCAAGUGAAGCAAACGGCUCUCGAGGACGCGCCGUUCGCCACGGAGGAAGCUUGGGUCGAUGAUGUCGCUCAGGCUGAGCCUGCCCCGCCUGAGGUCCAGUCUGAUGCGAUCCCAGCCACGGACCCAACGAUUGCCAACGCUGGCAUGACGGAGCUUGAUGCUACUGCCCCUGCGGCUACUGGUGGAGCCGAAGAGACAGAGACCUCCGCCGCACCCCCCGCUGCUAGCGUUGACGAUGCUGCUGCUAACGCUGCCGCUGCGGAGCAGUGGGAUACGAAGGCUCCUGGUGCGGAAGACCCUCUCACUGAGAGCUUCGAGAUGGUCCCUCGUGACCCUGCUGAGACUGAGGCCGUCCACGAGCCUGCUCCUGCUGCCAGCACCCAGAGCUGGGCUGAGGAGCCUUCCACUGCUCCUGCUGCCACUGAGUCAACCCCUGCCCCCAACGGUGAUGGCUUCCAGGAAGUUCCCUCUAACCGCGGUGGCCGUGGUAGGGGCGGUUUCCAGGGCGAACGUAGGGGCGGUUACCGUGGUCGUGGCCGCGGUGAUGGCAGAGGUCGUGGCGGUUUCCGCGGCGACCGUGGCAGGGGUGGAAGAGGCGGUCGCGGUCCCCGCACUGACUCGCAGGGACACGGUCAGCCUCAAGCUCAAGCCCAGUAA